UCGCUUUUAGACGCAAGUGACAGAGAGCAUUGAAAAAGGUAAAGGCAUUCACGUGUAAGGGUUGUGCUCGGGAGCGUGCACCAUGUGCUUCGGUGCAGUCGACCAAAACGAAGAGCCUUUCUUUCCCAUAACACACAAACUAAAUAAUUAAAUAAAAAAGCUUGGUCUACCUUAUCUCACGGAUCUUGCUUCUCUUUCCACACAUAACCUUGCCUUCCUUCCUUAUACCCCUAUAUAUUUAUAUGUAUAUAUAACGCCUUUAAGAGUUGACCAAAUUAACAAGAGCCAAUAGAGAGAAGAAGAAAAAAAGAAAAUGCAGUCAUUUUGCAGAUAGCCAAAAGCAAAGCAAAGCAAAACCCAUCAUUAAUCUACAGCCAAACCACCAUUAGUCAUCUACUACAGUUGAGAAAGAAGGAAAGUAUAUAGGAGGAAUUGAUGGCUUCUUGGAAGAAAACCAUCGCUACGCCUUUCAGAAAAGCUUGCACUUUCUUCAACCAGCAACCAAGGGAUAAGAAGUCCCAAACAGAGCAUGAAAAGCAUGUGAUGGAUCUGCAUGGGGAAGUGAUGGCAUGUGCAUAUGAAGAUGUCCAAGUCAUGUGGUCCAUUCUUGACAAGUCCAAGUCCACGGCUUGUAACAUCAAGCCUUAGGAUUCCCUUUUUACCCUUUUUUUUUUCUUUCUAAAUUUAAUUUUUCUUUAUUUUAUUUUGCAUGUGAUGUAGAUAAAACUACAAACUCGAUUGCAAAUUUGGGGGAAAUUAGGAGAUUGGGGAAAGAAGGGCAUUAUUGUAAUUUUGGAUGGAGAGAAUUCAAAUGUUUAUUUUUAUAGGGAAUCCCCGUGAGGAUAUGAAAAAUCCACGGCGAGAUUUUUAAUGAAAUUUCUCUAUUUAUUUUAA
Messenger RNA from Gossypium raimondii (Peruvian cotton), 894 nucleotides. RefSeq lists its product as uncharacterized. The record is from RefSeq and is a predicted model, not a curated record. The transcript has 2 exons. The coding region runs from base 436 to 648 and encodes 70 amino acids. Lineage: Eukaryota; Viridiplantae; Streptophyta; Magnoliopsida; Malvales; Malvaceae.